AUGCAACCAAUCAACACUGUUUCCACUUCCGCCGCUGAAAAGUCCAAGUCCGGUGAAAACAAGGACAACUGGAGAUUGCCAUGGAUUACCACUGGCUGUGUUAUUGCUUAA
This is a messenger RNA of Huiozyma naganishii CBS 8797, 111 nucleotides long. It is a transcript of the gene MFA2, whose product is annotated as mating pheromone a. Bases 1 to 111 code for a protein of 36 amino acids. NCBI's taxonomy places the organism in Eukaryota, Fungi, Ascomycota, Saccharomycetes, Saccharomycetales, Saccharomycetaceae. The transcript has a single exon. The record is from RefSeq and is a predicted model, not a curated record.